CUGUUGUCUUGUGCGGGCGCUCGUUACUCGUUCCUAGCGGAUCCUAACAGAGAGAAGUUGAUGCGAUGGGGACGAGGGAGGUAUAUGAGCAGAAACUCAGGUCUGGUAACCUCUACCACGACCCCACCAUAAACCCUGGCCUUGGAUCCGCUCGCUGCCCUCGUUGUCUCUCCCUCUUAAACCCUCGUCUGGAAAAAGGAGAGUGGAACAUCACUUCUGUUUUACACGAUGCGACUGCCGUGGCUGGCACAGGUGCUGGUGCAAUGCUUAGUGCAGUCCAUGGCUUCAAUACAGGAAUUCCAUUUGUCCAGAAACAUGUGAAGGGACCCAAGUGGCUUCCUUUUCUUAUUGGGGUAUCAUCUCUUCUUCCUCCAUUGCUAUUGUUUUCAGGUGCCAGUGCUGCAUUUGGAGGUUAUGCAGUUCCAAAAUUUGCGCAGCUCUCAGUGACAUCUUAUUAUGCUGCCUCAAGUGCCUCACAUUAUGCAAUAUCUCACCUUACCAGGUAUAUUGAAGAAGCACACAUUGCUCGCAAUCUAAAUCAAAGAUCAAGGUGAUCCCUUGUAGGUUUACUCAAGUCUGAUUAGCCUCUUACUUUCAGUUUGUGAACAAUCUCAUAUUUCUGGUUUGAGAUUAUGAGGCUGUCAAAUGAUGAAGUUCAGUGAUAAAGCUGUGAAUGACUGUAAAUUAAACUUGCAUCUUCUUGUUCAAUUUCUUUGAUGCAAUAUUUUAGCUUAAGUUG
Messenger RNA from Telopea speciosissima, 739 nucleotides. RefSeq lists its product as uncharacterized. The record is from RefSeq and is a predicted model, not a curated record. NCBI's taxonomy places the organism in Eukaryota, Viridiplantae, Streptophyta, Magnoliopsida, Proteales, Proteaceae. Bases 66 to 554 code for a protein of 162 amino acids. The transcript has 6 exons.